Molecule: messenger RNA, 4994 nt
Organism: Syngnathus typhle (broad-nosed pipefish)
Lineage: Eukaryota; Metazoa; Chordata; Actinopteri; Syngnathiformes; Syngnathidae
Gene: rbm47
Product: RNA binding motif protein 47
Exons: 10
Coding region: 466-2298 (610 amino acids)
Cellular component (GO): nucleus
Molecular function (GO): mRNA binding
Source: RefSeq, a predicted model, not a curated record
AGUGCUCACAGAGGUUGUGGUUGUCCUGGUCUCCAUGACGACAAGGUGUUUGCAAAGAGCUGGAGAGAAGGAAGAAGGAAGUGCAUGAUCCCGCCCCACUUUGAUUCCUGCGAGAUCUUCAGAGUCGUGGGCAGCCAUCUUCUUCCUGGUAUCACAACAGGGAGCGAGAAAUGUGCAAAGAAAGAGAAAGAAGCAUCGAGAACAGAAGCAGAAAAGCCAUGGACGGAGAACAGCAGUGACUUGGGAUCCACCUGAAAGCUGGAGUGACAAGUCAGCGAUGGUGUGCUACAGGAGGUGCCUGGGCAGCCAACGAGAGACCGCACAGAAUCUGAAGGACGACAAGUGAAGAUGAGAACGUGACCCUAGACAGUGAGUCCCAAAACGUCGGCAGAAGAACCAAAGCACGCGAGACGACACAUCCCGUCAUCCUCCAGGCCACAGAUCUAAUUGGAUGCUUUUGUCAGAAUGACAGCCGAAGAUCCUGCUUCCUCUUCAACCAUGAGCAACAAUACUGCCCCCUCCAAGCUGUGCAAAUCCACCGCUGCCUCCCACCACGCUCUCCUUGGACAGAUUAGCAUCCCGGAUGGUGUUGUAGGGACUCCCAAUGAGGCUACACUGGUGGCCUUGAUGGAGCGCACCGGCUACGGCAUGGUUCAGGAAAAUGGCCAACGUAAAUACGGCCCUCCUCCCGGUUGGAACGGCCCAUCCCCGCCGAGGGGAUGCGAGAUCUUCGUGGGCAAAAUCCCAAGAGAUGUUUAUGAGGAUGAGCUGGUUCCCGUGUUCGAGUCUGUGGGACGCAUCUAUGAGAUGCGCCUGAUGAUGGACUUUGAUGGGAAGAAUCGGGGCUACGCAUUUGUGAUGUACACGGAAAAACACGAGGCCAAGCGGGCCGUGCGGGAGCUCAACAACUACGAGGUGCGCCCCGGUAGGCUCCUCGGGGUCUGCUCCUCUGUAGACAACUGCCGUCUUUUCAUUGGCGGCAUCCCCAAGACUAAAAAACGCGAGGAGAUUCUGGAGGAGGUCUCCAAGGUGACCGAGGGCGUGCUAGAUGUGAUUGUUUACGCCAGCGCUGCAGACAAGAUGAAGAACCGUGGCUUUGCCUUUGUAGAAUACGAGUCGCACCGUGCGGCCGCCAUGGCCCGCAGGAAACUGAUGCCCGGACGCAUUCAACUGUGGGGUCACCAGAUUGCGGUGGACUGGGCAGAACCAGAAAUUGAUGUGGAUGAAGAUGUCAUGGAGACAGUUAAAAUACUCUACGUCAGGAAUCUUAUGAUGGAGACCAGCGAGGAAACCAUUAAACAGGUGUUCAGUCAGUGGAACCCAGGUUGCGUAGAGAGAGUGAAGAAAAUCCGUGACUAUGCCUUUGUUCACUUCACAUCCCGUGAUGAUGCCGUGCUGGCCAUGGAUCACCUCAAUGGAACAGAAGUGGAGGGCUCCUGCAUUGAGGUCACGCUUGCCAAGCCAGUUGAUAAAGAGCAGUAUUCUCGCCAGAAGGCAUCAAAGGGGGUUUCGGCUGCUCCAGAAGCUCCUCAGCAAAACUAUGUCUAUCAGUGUGACCCUUACACAUUGGCCUACUACGGUUAUCCCUACAACACACUCAUCGGACCAAACAGGGACUACUUUGUGAAAGGAACCUCAUUGAUACAGAACAAUGCAGGUACUGUGCGAGGUCGUGGUCGCGCCGCCACAGGUAACCGUACCCCUGGUCCUCGGGGCUCGUACCUGGGGGGUUACUCUGCCGGUCGUGGCAUCUACAGCCGCUACCAUGAGGGUAAGACCAAGCUGCCCGAAAAGCCCUAUGAACUGAUGCCCAGUCUGGAGCUUGCUGCCUCCGUCAACCCAGUUGCCAUCAAACCAGGCACAAUGGCAUUGCCAACUUUGGCCGGGCAAUACCAAGUGUUCAGUGCGGCCCCUGCGGCCAAGCUUAUGGAGGAAGGCAAGGUGCACGCAGUGGAGCACCUUAUUAACCCUCUGGCCAUGCAGCACCCUGAACACACCACGGCUCCCGCCGCCACGGUUCUGCCAGUUUCCACUCCUCCACCUUUUCAGGGUCGUCCAAUCACUCCCGUCUAUGCCAUGGCCCACAAUGUGCCGCGCAUCCAGGCAGCCGGUGGCCUGUACGGCGCAGGCUACGUCCCCAUCACAAACUAUGCGGCCAACACAGCCGCCCUGGCCGCCCUGCAAAAGAACGCAGCAGUCGCGGCCGCGGCGUACGGAGGCUACGCCGGUUACGCCAUGCCGCAGGGCUUCCCGGCCACAGCCUUCCAGCUGCCCAUCCACGACGUCUACCAGUAUUGAUGUGUGGUGGCUCGGCCGGCGUGAAGUAAACACCAGCGUCAUUCUGCCUGUGACUGAUCCGCCGCUGUGACUUCUCGACAGCGUGCAUUUAAAGUACAUACCUGUGGACUCAGGUACUCUCUGAGCAGACCCAAAGUCGCUCGAAGAAAACAAUUAUGAGCACACAUGGUGGAACCGUGUGCCCCACCUAUUGGCCUCGUUUCAUCUUAAACCAAGGCGAUUAAUGACACACUUAAUUAUGCAAAUUAGAUGGGGCAAUCUGCUGAUGGAGGAAGUUCUGUGCGGAGGCACCCUUCUCUCAACUGUGAGCAAAACUAACAAAAACAACGCCACCUUGUCACUGACCCACGGCCACAUCAUCAGGUUGCUAUGGCAACAAAACCCUGAAGGUACAUUCAAGUAUUUAUGAAGAGAAGACAUAUAUUUAAGGUUCUAUUACUGUAGGUUUAGCUUUGUAUUUUAGGGGGUGAAAAUAACCUUUUUAAGUAAAAGUGGGGGAAGAAAAGUUCAGGACUACUGACAUGAAAGGAUACCACUGAAGCCGGCUGUUUUGCAUAUACCACUAGUAUAUUUUAGUAUUCUUUUCUUGUUGAGUGCUAUCGCUGACCGUCCAUGUUGAUUGAAUGUUUAUGCUUCAAACACAUAUGCCUGUUUGGUACUUAUUUGGCUCAUUUAGUUCUAUUUGUGUUCUUUUCAAAUGAAGGUUUUCAAACGGUUUAACGGCCUAUAACUAGUUUGCUCGUUUCAGUGUCGCUGCUUGAACUAUUUGAACUCGCUUUGUGCUUGAUUUGAAGAAAAGUCCCCUGUUUUUUUUUUUUUUUACAGAUGAUAAGCAAACAUAGCAGGGUUUUUUAAUGUAUAAAAAUGGCGACAUCACGUAUAUGUUUUAUCUUAGUGGGGACUAAGACUGAAUUUUAGAAUUAAUGUUUGACUCGUGAAAGGUGAACAAAUAUGCAAAGAGGAUGGAGGCCUUUUCUCUAUGGACAUUAGCGGAUACCUACUGACCUUAUGUACACUGCAGUCUGAGAAUAUUAAAACGAGGCUUCACCAUGGUGCCUUACACAUACUUUUUAUGCCACCCUGCUCUGUUUUUUUGUUUGUUUUUUUAAAUCUUCCACUGUGCCUUUCAUAAUAAAAUCUAAAGUGGAAAGAUUCUUAAAUGGUUCCGGAUUUAUAUGACUCACAGGUCUGGUGAAUUUGCGGUGUUGCAAUAUUGGGUUAACAUGACAAGGCUACCUCCACCAUGCAAAAUACUAUCUUCAUUUCUUUAUUCUCCUUUAAACUAUGGGAACAGACAAAGAGAUAUACUCGGGCUACUACAAAAAAUGCUGGGUUGUUUUCCCAGCCCACUUGCUGUGUAGCUGUGGAUUUUGAGCACACUGGGUUACUUUUACCCAAGGUUGCGUAUUUUGACUCUUGGUAGCUUUAACUCAUUCGUAUGUACUUCUUGCCCCAUGUUGGAUCAAAAUCUUGACCAAUAUUCUUUGGAAAAUAGCCUAGCAUUGCCUCAGUUUCUUUUGGACCCAAUGCUGGGUUUGCUAUUUUACCCACUUUGGGUUAUUUUUAAGAGUGCCGAGCCAGUUCUCCAUGGUUACAAUGACGAAUGUUUUAAUAGGCACUUUUAAAAAUAAAUUCUGCACGUGGGAUCUCAAACUGGAAACAACUGGAGCAAUGCAGACCUAGUGCUGACCUAAAAUACGAGUUUUCAGUCCCGCCAGCUCACAGUGGUAAACAACCACAUGACAGAACAGCCAUUUUGACCGGAGUGCAUUAUCUCAACUGUUUAUUGUUAUUAUUAUUAUGAAGGACAGCUUAUCAGUCUAAAUCAGGGUUUUCCAACACUUUUUCAGAUCACGACCAGUUAUGAAUUUGGCUACACCUCGGGAUCCGACCUGUACUGCCAAAAAUUUUAAUUGAUACACAUACAUUAAAGAACAGGAGACACAAGUCAAAAUCACCAUUUUAAGCCCACAACUGGUGAUGACUGCUUUUAUUAUUUUUCUUAUAUAAUGACAAAACAUUGGGAUAUAUUUAAUUAAUAUAUGCAUUACAUAUAUUGUGUAUGAAGUGAGAAGAAAAGGUCUAAUAUAUUUGAAAACUUUUCUUUAUUAACAUUGUUAGAGGUCUGAGUAACAAAAGUAGAGAUGUUUUUUUUUUUCCUUGCCAAAGUGUCCAAUAGUUUAAAGCAUUCAAGUUAUUGUAUUGUGUGAUGUUCUUUUUUGUUCUCCUUAUUUUUUACUAUUUUGAACUGGAUUAGGUGUUUUGAGUGGGUCUUUAAGCUUCAUUUUAUAAACCUGGACAACAAUUUUGCAGUGCUAAUUAACAAAAGUGUAGUUCCGUCUUGGCCAAGCUAUAAAAAGUAUGGACCAACAGCCAUUAAAACAUGUUUGAUAAAUGUCACUUCCUGGUUGUGCAUCACUCCAAACUGCUGCUUUUUUUUUUUUUCUUCUUCAUUUGCUUGCAUUUCACCCACACAACAACACCGCUCAUUGGUGUGGAGCUGCAUUACAAAGAAGCCUAGUUUAACCAUAGCGUCUGUCACCAUACAAGUUUGUGCCUUAUUGCCAACAUGUGCUUUACCUUUGUAGACCUAUGAAGACUGACUUCUAUCUGAGGGGUUGUAUUAAAAAUACAUUUUUUCUUCCUUGUUAUAUUUAUAGUAAGAAAUAGAUAAAUAAAAGCAUUUUCAAAAAUAA